UAUCAGACAAAUGUAGACCGAAUGUAGACCGUAGAGAAGAUUGAAGCAUAUAUAAUGGACCAACUCACCAUCAAAUUUCACAGAAAAUGGAUAUGGGGCCAUGUCCAAAGGUCCACUCUUUGCAGCUGAGGAGAGAAUAUGAAGAAGCUAAGGCAAAAGGCAUCGAUAAUUAUGAAAGAGAGUUGGAAGAUGCUAUUGACAGGCUCAUUGUUGAGUGUGAUAGGAAAAUUGGUAGAGCUCUAAAGUGUCUUGAAGAUGGGGAUGCAGAGGCUGCUAUUGCUAUAUCAGUCUCUGAAGUUACUCAGACAGCAGAAGUACUAGAGCUUUCAAAGCAGAUUAAGGAGAAAUUGAAAGAAGCUGAUCAAUAUGAUCUUGAAGGCAAGACAGACUGAAAAUACGAGCUCUAGAAGAAGUAUAAGAGCUUAGAACUAAAAGAGCAGAUAAACAGUCAACACUACUUUUGGAUGCAUUCAAUAAAGAUCAGGCAUCUUU
This is a messenger RNA of Rubroshorea leprosula, 492 nucleotides long. The record is from the annotation of a GenBank genome assembly. NCBI's taxonomy places the organism in Eukaryota, Viridiplantae, Streptophyta, Magnoliopsida, Malvales, Dipterocarpaceae.